Homalodisca vitripennis (glassy-winged sharpshooter) is the source of this 3321-nucleotide messenger RNA. It is a transcript of the gene pch2, whose product is annotated as pachytene checkpoint protein 2 homolog. The transcript has 8 exons. Lineage: Eukaryota; Metazoa; Arthropoda; Insecta; Hemiptera; Cicadellidae. Bases 288 to 1559 code for a protein of 423 amino acids. Gene Ontology annotation, cellular component: nucleus; chromosome. Gene Ontology annotation, biological process: meiotic recombination checkpoint signaling; reciprocal meiotic recombination. The record is from RefSeq and is a predicted model, not a curated record. Gene Ontology annotation, molecular function: ATP binding; ATP hydrolysis activity.
UUAUACUCUGUGGUUUUGGUUAAUUUUUCUUUUGUUUUGUGGUUUUGUUAUUUGAUUUGGUUGGAGGGAAACGGAAAAUCGUGAAUUAGAAUGGAAUUUUGUAUAUUAUUGUUUACAAUACAAAAUUUUAAAAAGUAUUUUAGUUCGCAUGGAAGGUUUGUGUCUAUGUGAAAACGCUUAAGUUAAAUGAGUAAAAUACAUUCUCAUUUUGAUCUCAAUUGAAAAUUAAUAGCCUAGUACCAUUCAAAUUUAACAGUCUACUGUUCAUAAAAACGAUUUUCUGAAGAAUGAAAAUGAAGCCUGUAAUCAAUAUAGAAAUUUUAAGACGUCCAACAAGUGUCAUAAGUUCUAGAGACUUGAAAUCUCAUGUGGAACAAGAAAUUCAUAACAUUGGGAAAAUUGAGCCGGGCACGAAACUGACUCAAUUUUCGAACAAAGUGCUUACUGACAAUGUUGAAAUUAUUGAGAUUUGUGAACUGGAUGGCGAAAAUAACCUUCAUGAGAAAUUGGCUGAUCUCAAAAAUGAGUUUUAUCCAAAGGAUGUGGUUUGUCGAUACCAUGUGUACCGAAUGAACCGGGAAGGAGCUCAACUGGAAUGUAUGGAUGUGGGAGAUAAUGGGGAAGAGGAUCAACCGGUCGCCCACCACUGGAUACUUCCCUCGUCUGAUUUCCACGGUCUGUGGGAAAGUUUGGUGUACGAUUGUGGUGUAAAAGAAAAUCUACUAAGCUAUAUGGAGGCUACAAUGCUGUUUAGUGACUGUGGUGUCGAUACCAACAUAAUUAGUUGGAACCGAUUGGUGCUACUCUAUGGUCCUCCAGGCACAGGCAAGACUUCACUAUGUAAGGCACUGGCCCACAAGCUGGCUAUACGGACUGGCAGCCGGUACACACAUGGUCAGCUUGUUGAGAUCAAUAGCCACAGCCUUUUCUCCAAGUACUUCUCAGAGAGUGGGAAGCUGGUGGUAAAGAUGUUUGACAAGAUCAAAGAGCUGAUUGAGGACAACAACUCUCUGGUGUGUGUACUGAUUGAUGAGGUUGAAAGUUUGACCCGUGCCAGAGAGUCAUCCAUGUCAGGUUCAGAGCCUUCAGAUCUUAUCAGGGCCGUCAACUCGGUCCUCACUCAGAUAGAUCAAAUGCGGAAAUACCCCAAUGUAAUGAUCCUCACGACGUCAAACAUCACAGAAGCCAUUGAUGUAGCAUUCUUGGACAGAGCUGAUAUUAAACAGUACAUAGGCUUGCCUUCAUACCAUGCGAUAUUUAUCAUAUACAUGUCCUGUAUAAAGGAACUUAUUAGGGUUAAUAUAAUUUUAUCGAAUCCUGAAAUGGACUCACUGACCUUUGGAAGACUGAGUUUAGACCAAGGUGAAAAGGAGGAGAACAAAAAUGUCCAACGUCUUCUCGCAGUCUCCAGAUUAAGUGUGGGUCUAAGUGGGCGGAUGUUACGAAAGGUCCCUUUCCUAGCCCAUGCACUGUUUGUCAAGGCCCGGACUGUUUCCUUAGACGCAUUUAUCUCAGCUAUGGAGUCGGCGGUCAUUCAUCAAAAACAUGAUACUAAGUAAUGACUGAUUAGUUUAAGCUUUGCUAUAUAUUGUCUAUUUAAGCUCAAAUAAGUUUUGUAUAGAAGCUUGUUCAUAAACAAAUGGUUGUAUUUAUUAUUUCUUAUUAGCUUGUUACCAGGAAAUUAUUAAUGUGUGCUGGAACUAUUUUUAAUAAUUUGACAACAGUAUGAAUAUUCCUAAAAAAGAUAUACAUUCAUAAAAUUAGUAUUUUGUAGCUGAUUGGGUUGAUUGCAGGUGAUCUGUUGUAUUAUCAUUUAACUUAAUUAUCUAAUGUUGAAAAUUUUUAUACAAAAUACCAUUGUUUUUCACUUGAUAAUAAACUAUUUAUUUUCUUAUGGAAAUAAAAAUUUAGUUUGUUUUAGUUGUAAAACGAGGCAGUCAGAUUAAAACUGUUUGUGAAAAUUAUUUACAAGGAUAAGUUUAUUACUGCUAAAGAUUACUCUUUUAAUUAUAUCUCUAAAAAGCAUGCUUAAAACUAGUGUUUAAUAUAUUUUAAAAUAAAUUGUUUAGUAGUAUGUAUAUUAUCUGUUAAUAGUUUCAAGUUUUAGUUGUUUUAUCUUUUUAUUAUUUAAGUUAAGAAUCAAAUUUUGUUAUUUAUUUAGUUGUAUGCCUAGGAUAUAUUAGUAUAUUUAAUUAAAAUAAUUUAUGUACAAACAAUAUAACAGUUCAAUCAAUAAAAGAAUUACCAUAUAAUAAAUAAUUUGCUUAAAAUAUACAGUCAUUAUGGGGUGGAUCAACCAUGGAUUGAAAGUGUUAAAAAUAUAACCUCUUCUUCACAUGUAACCCUCGUACAUGUUUUACACCUGUAGUAUUUUACUUUUAGUGACACUUAACGAUGGAAAAUGUCUGAAAUCCUACUAUCCUUUUAAAUAAUCAUCCAUCGUCAAUAACCAAACUUUAAACUAAGAAUCUUAUGUUUGAGAAAUAUUGUGAGUUAUUUAAAAAAAUCAUAACAUUAAUUAUCAUAUUAAGUUGGAAAGAAAAUACAAUAAAAAUAAUAAUUAGUUGUUUUUAAAUAAAAUAACCUCAUUUGUUAUUAUUAUUUUAUAUGAAUUAUUGUUUUAAAUAAGUGAAUUGCGCCAUACAUAUAUAUAUUUCUUUGCAUGUUUACACAGUCUUGGAACAUGGUCAUCAUUUCCUUAACUUUUUUUGCCAUGAUCCGAUAUAUCAAACUGUCUGAGACUAAAAGUCAACAGCCAUUAUUCAGUAUAUGAGAUUGUUUGCUUUAUUAUAUUAUUACUUCCAGCUUUUCAAAUGCUCUUAAAUUACACUAAACAACAGUGUCAAUUAUGCUAAAAGCGAAAAAAAAAAAAUGCUUUUAUAAUCGGUAUAUCCUGUAUAAUUUGAUCUUAGCAAAAAUUCUGUUGUAGCCUUUGCAUUUAUUCCAUAUAGGAGGAAUAUAAUUGGCAUAUAAUUUUUGUACUAUAAGCCCAAUAUGUAUAAACACGUUUUAAAGUAAAACUUUGCAUGCAUGUUAUAAAACAGCUUAAUAACAAAAUAUUUAUUUGAAAGGAACUAAGCAUUUUUUCCAUACUUAUGUAGACUCAAACAAUGUAAAAAAAUAUACAAUACAAUACCUCAUAUAUUUGUUAUUUGAAAGAAACUUAUUUACUUUAAAACAUAUUCUGGUAUUUAAAGAGUUAAUUACCAUGGAUAAUUCACUUUUCUGUUAUAAGUGGUUAUUAUGAGCAACAAAAAAUAAAAAUGUUAGUAUGUACUUAUAAAAUAUGGAUUAAAGUUUAAUAAAUUUAGUUUGAUGAUA